This is a messenger RNA of Raphanus sativus (radish), 1840 nucleotides long. RefSeq lists its product as uncharacterized. The coding region runs from base 459 to 1760 and encodes 433 amino acids. The record is from RefSeq and is a predicted model, not a curated record. Gene Ontology annotation, biological process: transcription open complex formation at RNA polymerase II promoter; transcription initiation at RNA polymerase II promoter. Lineage: Eukaryota; Viridiplantae; Streptophyta; Magnoliopsida; Brassicales; Brassicaceae. The transcript is spliced from 10 exons. Gene Ontology annotation, cellular component: transcription factor TFIIE complex.
AUUUCUCUGAUCCUUUGGAUUCCUUUUCGCACUACCUGAUGAUUGGGUGUAUUCAUGGAUUCUUCUCUGGUGAUUCCUUUUGAUCUUGCUGCUAGUUUCGUUUUGGGAGUCGAGUCUUGUCAUCUGAGCUCGUAUUCCGAUCUGAUAGCAUCUCUUGUUGGUUCAUGUGUUGUUAUUGAACGGUUGGUGGCCCUUAAGCAUAGUUUCUUCUGACACUCUACCCAAUGCUGUCCUCAUAGCCUUGAAACACUGAAACACUGAAAACAUAGCUCGUGUCCUUUUAUCGUCUUCACGUUUUUGUUUAUAAAAAAAUCUUACGUUUCCUGUACUGCCCUGUUUUUGAGUUUGCUCUCAUUGCCAAAAGUAAUCUUGUGCUUCCCAAGUUUGUAUCAAACACAAACCUAACGCUGGUUCCUCCCGGGCUGUUAUUUGUAAAAGUAUCUGGUUUGCUAAACCCGAUGGAAAUAUCAGUCCCCCUGCAAAAAGCCACCGUUGUGCCCAAGCCUUUUAUCAGGCUGAUGAGGCUUUUAGCAAGGACUCUCUAUGAUGAUGAUAAUCUUACUACGUUAAGCGAUAAUCAGAAGAAAUCUGCAAAAUGUGACAGCAGAGGGAAUAUCGUUAUGGUGCUAGAUGCUCUUAUGAGGCGGCAAUGGGUUAGAGAAGAAGACUUGGCAAGAGACUUGAAGAAGAACCCCAAGCAAGUUCGAAAAAUAUUAAGACAUUUCGAAGAAAAACAAUUGGUCACGCGUUACCAAAGGAAAGAGACUGCAAAGCGUGCGAAGAUAUAUAAUGUUGCAGUGGCUGCGAGAACUCAUGGCCGUGCAGAGGACAAUGUUAAGUUCAACACACACUCUUAUUGCUGUCUUGAUUAUCAACAUAUGUAUGACACUGCUCGUUUGCGUCUGCAAAAGAUUAAAAGGAAACUCAAAGAUGAACUAGAAGAUAAUAAGUAUACUCUUCAGAAGUAUAUCUGUCCUAACUGCAACAGGAAAUAUAGUGCACUAGAUGCCCUGAGAUUAAUUUCUAUGGAAGACGACGCUUUUCAUUGUGAAAGAUGCGAUGGUGUACUUGUUGUGGAACGCAAUAAGCUAUCUUCCAAAGAAGUAGUAGAUGGUGGUGACAAUGUAAAGAGACUGCAGCGCCAAAGACUCCAGUUUGCGGAGGCUCUGAUGGAUCAAAUUAAUAGAGUGAAAGACCUACCGUUUCCUGUCUAUGAAAGUUUUCCGGAAUGGGAGGCUCGUGCAGCUAUUGAUGCUCGUGAAAAUGGUGAUCUUAAUCCUGAUGAUCCUCUGAGGUCACAGAGUGGAUAUGGUUCAACACCAAUGCCGUUUCUAGGAGAGACAAAGGUUGAGAUUAACCUUGGUGACGGAAAAGAAGAUGGAGUUUCUAGCAUCAAACCGAUGCCUCAAUGGAUGAUUAGGCAAGGAAUGAAUCUGACCAAGGAACAAAGAGGGGAGAUGAGUCAGGAAGAAAAGGUUGGUGGUGUCUCAGAACGAGGAGAAGUAAAACUUUCUGAUGACAAUAAACCAUCAGCCAUGGGAAAUGACAAUGAUACUUACUUGAAGUUUCAGGAAGCUUACCAUGCUGCUCUCCUGCAGCAGCUAGGGAUUCCAUCUGCUACUACAAACUUAGAUCGUCAGGUUGGUAUGAAAUCCAAACGUGAAGAAGCAGAUGCUGAAUGUGAAGAAGGGCCUCAUGUUUCAGCAAAUGGAGCAGAUGUUGAAGAAGAAGAAGACGGCGUCGAGUGGGAAGAAGGCUGAAUGCAAAUGGAUCAAAGCCAUUGAUAAUAGAAUUAUAUAAGGUUAACUGUCAAAUUGUCAUGUGCACUCUAUAGUGAUUG